AUGUCUUCCACCCUCACAAUGCAACGUUUCAAAAUGGGUUUCUCUGAUUACAUCCAAGCAUUAGAACAAGAACGUCGUAAGAUUCAGGUCUUUCCUAAGGAACUUCCACUUUCCUUAGAACUCGUUACACAAGCUAUUGAAACUUGUAGACAGCAAUUGUCUGGAACAACAACUGAGUAUAAUUUGAAUGGACAAUCUGAGUGUUCUGAACAGACAACAUCAACAGGACCUGUUUUGGAAGAGUUUAUUCCGAUUAAGAAAAGGGCUUCUCCUUAUUGUGAACAAGUGUGUGAUGAUGAUGAUGAAGAAGAAGAUGAGCAACACUCUUCUCAUCAUAAGCAGCAAAAAAUUUCAAUGGAUGAUAAUAAGAAUUCUGAUAAGAAGAAAUCUGACUGGCUUAGAUCUGUUCAGUUAUGGAAUUCAGAUCCUUCAUCUGAGGAGGAUGCUACUAGGAAAGUGUCUGUGUUAGAAUUGAAGAGAAAUGGAAGUGUUGGUGGCGCUUUUCAUCCAUUCCAAAAAGAUGAAAGAGUUAACAACAAGACAUGUGAGUUUUUGAGUAAAGGACAGCCCUCUUCGACUGGUGUAGCUGCUGCGAGUUCUAAUGUGGCCGCCACUGUCACUAGUAACAAUGCUGGAAACAACAAAAGAGAGGAUAAAGAGGAAAAGAGAAAGCAGCGACGGUGCUGGUCGCAGGAGUUGCACAAACGCUUCUUGCAAGCACUUCAACAACUCGGAGGUGCAGAUUCUGCCACGCCAAAGCAAAUCAGAGAGCUAAUGAACGUAGACGGUCUUACAAAUGAUGAAGUCAAAAGCCAUUUACAGAAAUACCGAUUACAUACAAGAAGACCGAGUUCAACGAAUAACGAAAGUGGCAAAUCACAAACAGCAACACCUUUUGUCCUUGUAGGAAAUAUUUUUGUCCAGCCAACAGAAUAUGGUGGGGUAGGUUCAUCAACCACAUCAGGGGAAAUGACAAAGGUGGUUGCACCUUCUGGAAUUUACGCACCGGUGGCCACACAUCCUCCGGUUGCUACAAUUAAGAAGCCAGAGUUUAAGAAGUUUGAGAAUUCGAUCUCGGAAGAAAGGGGUAAUAAUAAUAAUAACAGUGAAGGUGCUGUUCAUUCAAAUUCACCUGCUUCAUCAUCCUCUACACAUACUACUCAUGGCUUUUGA
Molecule: messenger RNA, 1173 nt
Organism: Lathyrus sativus (Indian pea)
Lineage: Eukaryota; Viridiplantae; Streptophyta; Magnoliopsida; Fabales; Fabaceae
Source: the annotation of a GenBank genome assembly